Messenger RNA from Nerophis lumbriciformis (worm pipefish), 1044 nucleotides. NCBI's taxonomy places the organism in Eukaryota, Metazoa, Chordata, Actinopteri, Syngnathiformes, Syngnathidae. The record is from RefSeq and is a predicted model, not a curated record.
AUGCCCAGCUCUGAUCUUUACUUGCGUUACUACCCAGCUCUGGUUUUGGCCUGGCAAGGGGAGGAGAAAGAAAACGAGGGGACGGGAAAGAGAAAAAGGGGUGUGCCAGACCUACCCCCACCCCACCACCACCACCGGACCAGACACACAAACAUUCCUGAAGAACUCCUGAGGAAUAAACAGGGAAGCAAGUCCAACAUUCUGGUCCUGUCACAUCUUAGAUUUGUGAGAUUUCAACACAGAGGUUGCGGGUGCCCCCCGUACGAGGAGAUUUCUCAGCAUGCCCCAGCCCCUGAGCACCUCCACAGCUCCUCCAGCUCCACUACCAUGUGUAGAUGGACAGUGACACAAGGUGCACCGGCCGCCUGGUUCUCCUCCCACCCCUGCCGUCACGCAACCCCGCCGCACCUCUUAUCCCUUACCUUCCUUCUCCUGCUACUUCUUCUCGGACCUUCUUCAUCGUCAUCGCUGAGUUUGAACCAAAGCCAACAUGGAGCAGGGAGUCCACCCUUCGUCACAUCAACGUCGCCUCUCAGAGCUUCCUCCGCCAGGUUGCCACGGGCGACCAACCUGUCAUCUCCGUCUUCAGCCGCCGUGGUGGGGCGCCACGUGCGUAGUAGCUACAACCACCUGCAAGGAGAUGUGCGCCAAAGGAAACUGUUCUCAUACCAGAAGUUUUUCCUACGCAUUGACAAGAAAGGGAAAGUCAAUGGCACCAAAAGUGAGGACGAUCCUUACAGUAUUCUGGAGAUCAAGUCAGUGGACGUGGGAGUCGUGGCCAUCAGGGGCCUCAGCAGUAACUACUAUCUGGCCAUCAGCAAAAAGGGAGAGCUGUACGGCGCGAGGGACUUUGGGCCAGACUGUCGCCUGAUCGAGCGCAUCGAGGAGAACAAGUACAACACGUACGCUUCGGCAGAGUGGCGCAACAAGCGAAGGCACAUGUUCGUGGGACUCAAUGCCAACGGCAAAGCCGUGAGGGGGAGGAAGACCAAGAGGAAAAACACAACCACUCACUUCCUGCCCAUUGUUGUGCAUCCCCGAUAA